CGUGCGCAUCUGCCGCUCUCAACCCGAGGAUGUUGUUGUCAGUACGUCCCAAACACCAAGUCCUUAGGUUUAGGCGCUCUUAACGCUCUCUGGCUCUGAGCCUGCUCACUCCCGCAACACCAGGGGGAACAAUGGCCGAGCAGGCCCCGGGAUCAACUGCUUCUCCCAAGCUGGACGCCAGGGUGCUGCAUCAGAGGGUACUUGAGCUGGAGCAGGAGAAGGCAGAGUAUCUCAGAGUGAAGCAACAUCAGGAACAGGAGUUUAACCAGCGGAGAGCCAAGUUUAAGGAAUUAUACUUAUCCAAAGAAGAUGAGCUAAAAAAGCAGGGAGUGGCUCUCCAGGCAUCACAGGAUGAACUUUUAAAGCUUCAAAAACUGCUUUCAGACGCUAAUGGAGAAAUGGAGACCAUCAAGGCUGUGGCCACUGUGUCAGAGAACACCAAACAAGAAGCAAUUGACCAGGUUAAAAGACAGUGGCAAGAGGAGGUAGCAUCAUUGCAGGCUAUCAUGAAAGAAGCAGCACGAGACUAUGAGCUGCAGUUUCAACAAGAGAGAAGUCAAUGGAGUCAGUACAGAGAAACGGUGGAACGGGAGAUGGCUGAGCUUCGGCGCCAGCUCAAAGAAGGCCAGGAGGAGGAAAACCUAGAGAAUGAAAUGAAAAAAGCUCAAGAAGAUGCAGAGAAACUGCGAUCUGUUGUAAUGCCCAUGGAACAGGAAAUCACUGCCCUCAAGAGUCGGCUGACAGAAGCUGAAGACAGAGUGAAGGAACUUGAAGCAGCCAAAGUAACAGAACUAAACCAUGUCCUCGAAGCAGAAAAGUCAUGUCGCACAGAUCUGGAGAUGUAUGUUGCAGUUCUCAACACUCAGAAAUCUGUUCUCCAAGAAGAUGCUGAGAAGCUGCGUAAAGAACUACACGAAGUUUGCCACCUUCUUGAACAAGAGCGGCAGCAACACAAUCAACUGAAGCACACAUGGCAAAGGGCAAAUGACCAGUUCUUAGAGUCCCAAAGGUUGCUUAUGAGAGACAUGCAACGAAUUGAAAGUGUGUUGUCUUCAGAACAAUUGCGUCAGGUAGAAGAAAUGAAGAAAAGAGACCAGGAAGAAGAUGAGCAGCAGAAAAUAAAGGCUAAAAAAAAUGAAGAAGAUGAAGUGGAAGGAGAGGAGUCAAUUGGUCCUGUUAAUGAUGAAGUCCAUGUUAAUCACAGCAUUCAUAGCUCCCUACACUCCCUCGACACAGAUGUUCUUAUCUCCACAGGGGAGGAAUGUGCUGAUAAAGAGGAUGGAAGCACUAGUGACCUCUUCAAAGAUGGGCUACGAAGAGCUCAGUCUACAGACAGUUUGGGUACCUCUGGUGGAGGGCCACAGCAAAAAAGCUUAGGGUAUAACAACAAAGCAAAGUCAGCUGGCAACCUGGAUGAAUCGGACUUUGGACCCCUUGUGGGGGCAGACUGUAGUGGUGGGGAUAAUUUUGACACUGCCUCACUGGGCUCCUUCCAGCUGUCAUCAGGGUGCUUUCUUCUCACAAAGGACCAGGAAAAAGCAAUUAAGGCCAUGACUCCAGAGCAGGAGGAGACUGCCUCUUUACUUUCUAGCAUCUCCCAGGCACCUGACAAUGCCUAUCUCCCACCUUUGGGGUACCGUCUUGUUAGUGAGUCUGAGUGGAAUCUGCUCCAACAAGAGGUAAAGAAUGCUGGAAGGAAGUUGGGUCGUAGGUGUGACAUGUGUACCAACUAUGAGAAACAACUACAGGUCAUACAGAAUCAAGAAGCAGAAACUCGUGACCAGGUAAAGAAGUUACAGGCAAUGCUUCGACAGGCUAAUGACCAACUGGAGUGUACCAUGAAGGACAAGCAGGACUUGGAAGAAUGUUUGAAGCAGGAAAAUGAACAGACUUCAGAAAAAAUUUCUACAUUAAUGCAGAAAGUUCAGGAGUCGGAAACUUUACUCAGCAGUAUACAGCAAGCUUUCUCUCAGGCCAAGAGAAAUGCUCAGGAGCAGAUGGCAGUUUUAAUGCAAUCAAGGGAACAGGUAGCUGAGGAGCUAUCAAGGCUACAAAGGGAAAAUGAGAGUCUUCAGGGAAAGCAUCGGCUUCAUAUUGCCUUGCAACAGCAAGAAAACUUCCUCAUGCCUGACACAGUUGAGGAGAUGCAGGCACUUGUUUUGCGCUACAGGGAGGAUAUAGUAUGUGUACGGACUGCUUCUGAUCAUGUUGAGGAGAAGCUAAAAGCAGAAAUCCUAUUUCUAAAGGAGCAGAUUCAGGCUGAACAGUGUCUGAAGGAGAACUUAGAGGAAACACUACAACUAGAGAUUGAAAGCUGCAAGGAGGAAAUUGACAUCCUAGAAGCUUCUUUUUCAAGUUUGAAAACUGAAAUGGAGCGUGAGAAGGCAGAAAAAGAGCAGCUGGUGUCCAGAUUGACGGAGAAGACUCAGCAUCUGGAAAAUCUUCAGACUUUGAGGAGUAAUCUGGAGGAGCAGCUGAAGAAAGAAACAACAGCCAGGACCAACUUUGAAAAUCAAGUUUAUGAAGAAAAAGAUAAAGCACAGCGGCUGCAGACAGAACUGGAUGUUAGUGAGCAGGUCCAGAGAGACUUUGUUAAACUUUCUCAGACGUUGCAGGUCCAGUUGGAGCGAAUUCGACAGGCUGAAUCCUUAGACCAGAUUCGGGUGAUUCUUAAUGAAACCAAUUUAACAGAUAUCAACCAAUUGCCUGAAACAUGAUAGUGGAUGCAGGGGCUUACAUUAGGGAGUGGGCUUUUGUUCCCUGGAUUCUCUAUUCUCGCCUUUCUUUCUUUUUCUUUUGCUGUCUUGGUUUUUCCAUGAAAUGUUAUUUUACUCCUUAGCAUACAGGAGGGAUAACACUAAGAUGUACAGUUUGUGUCUGGAUGGGGGGAGGGACAUGUUUGAAAUAACAAUAACUAGACAGGAAAUAAACCAUGCACAGGAAAGGUGCUGUGUGAAGAGAGAAUGGAGGCUUUCUGACACUGAGAGACACUACAGAAGGGCCAGUAUGAUACAUGCAGCCGCCUCCAUGUAGAUGGGAGUUAGACACGGGCUCUUUUAAUUCUUACUUUGACAUAUUUUAGCAUGCUUUCAAGCAGAUGCAUAGCUCUUUGCUUCCAUCCCAGUCUUUUCCAGGAGGUGAUGAUUUGUUUUGAGGAUAAUAUGACUGGCUUAGAGAUCGGAAUAUCGGAACUGUUUAGGAUGCAGUCCUUUUUUAACAGAAGACUUGUAAGAGAAAACUAAACUUUUCUAUCCCCCUUUUAAAUAUAAACUUCAACUACAGUACAUUUCAUUGAAGACUUCCUCUGAGUCAUUUUAAGUAGUAUACCAUUAACUUCCCCUCACCACCUUGCUUAAACAGCACAGUCCAUCUGGUAUUUGAAGAUCCAUGUGCGCCAUACUAAGGCACUGCUUAUUGUCUUGAGGGGUGUAAUGGGUUUAGUUCACACAGAGAGUGGGGAAUGGUCUGUAAAGACGAGACCGUGUACACAACUUCUUCCAGUCCCUCAGCAUAGUGAGGAUGAAGACAAUGUUAAGAAGAAGAGAAUGCCCUGUCCUGUCUGGGAUAUCGUUGUCAUUUUAUUCUGUUUCUCAGCAGUGCUGCUUUUCUCCUUCCAGUCAGUGCCUAAUACGGGUAAUGCUGCUGAAUUGUCCAGCUUGGUCUAAUCUGAGGUCAGCACAGGUCUUAACUCCCUCAAGGAUGGCUGCUUUCCCGACUUUAUUAUUUUGUUCUGAUCUCAAGGCAAAAAAUCUGUUAAUGUACUGGUUAAUUGUCAGAUCACAUCUUGUCCCAGUAAAGGUUCAGCUUGCUGCAUCGGGUAACAGCCUACAGUCCUGUAGAUACUUUGUAGUGAUUUCCACUUCAAGGGUCUCUGUCAUCUUGUCAGUUCAAGUUGUAUAUGAGUCUUUAAAACUGACCAUCUUAUAAGUGCGUCCCUUAAUAAAUUACAUUAUAAUGAU
Polypterus senegalus (gray bichir) is the source of this 3959-nucleotide messenger RNA. It is a transcript of the gene rabep1, whose product is annotated as rabaptin, RAB GTPase binding effector protein 1. Gene Ontology annotation, biological process: endocytosis. Gene Ontology annotation, cellular component: intracellular membrane-bounded organelle. Bases 132 to 2717 code for a protein of 861 amino acids. The record is from RefSeq and is a predicted model, not a curated record. The transcript is spliced from 19 exons. NCBI's taxonomy places the organism in Eukaryota, Metazoa, Chordata, Cladistia, Polypteriformes, Polypteridae. Gene Ontology annotation, molecular function: growth factor activity; GTPase activator activity.